This is a messenger RNA of Rhopalosiphum maidis (corn leaf aphid), 784 nucleotides long. RefSeq names its product coiled-coil domain-containing protein 12. The record is from RefSeq and is a predicted model, not a curated record. Lineage: Eukaryota; Metazoa; Arthropoda; Insecta; Hemiptera; Aphididae. The coding region runs from base 200 to 697 and encodes 165 amino acids. The transcript is spliced from 3 exons. Gene Ontology annotation, cellular component: post-mRNA release spliceosomal complex; U2-type spliceosomal complex.
CAGUUCAUUAUUUAUUAAAAAAGGUGAAAUAAUGAAUGUUAAAUACAAAUCACAUUUAUUUACAAAUUACCCAAAUCUUUUACUAUUGUAGUAUUGUUCAUAUUUUCUGAAUACCUGUAAACUCUAUUUAAACAAUUUAAUAUUUACUUUAUUGCUCAACCAAAUAAGUAAAAUAUUUUGCCUUAAGCUUAUGUAAAUCAUGGAAAAUUCAGAAAAUCAAUCUAUCAAAGUUGGAUCAUUAGAAGAGGAAGCUCGAAAACGAAAGGAACGAUUGGCAAAUUUGAAAAAAUCUUUAGAAAAUAAAAAUGAAUCUAAAAAGAACGAAGACAGUGUGGAGAAAUCAUUACCAAAGCCAAGGUUUAAAAGUUAUAUUCCCGAAGAUGAAGGGCUAAAGGCUGAACUUAUACCUACCCCUCAACCUGGUGAUAUUAUUGCUGAAGUCGAGGAUCAAUUAAAAGCUGGAGAAACUGUUUUUACUGUUCAGGAAUUGGAUUUAAACACAUUAGCACCAAGAAAGCCAGACUGGGAUUUGAAAAGAGACAUAGAAAAAAGAAUGACAAAACUCGAAAGGAGGACACAAAGAGCAAUUGCUGAACUAAUACGUGAUCGAUUAAAAGGAGAACAAAAUAUAGAUUUAGCAACAGCUGUAAAUGAAGGUGCCAGAGCAAAUGCUCAAAUUGAUAACGAUGAAGAGUAGUAUUAUUAUUAUUUUUUAAUUAUUGUAAGUAAUUAAUAAAAAUAAUAUAAUUUACUUGUGUAAAUAUAAUGAAACAAUUUUCAAAAU